UUUUUGUAACCAAUUUUUCCUGUGAUGUUCCAAAGCAUAUGUGAUACAAAUUGCCAUUUCAAACGACUGGGGAUGAUUUUUCGACAUGUUGAAAAAAUGGGAUUUCCAGGAAGCCAAAGGACAACGCGAUUACCUUCAAAAUGGAAAAUCUCUACCUCAUCGUUGCAGAUGACAUAAAGAAAAUGUCUAGAAGAUUACUGUGUGUUGAAGAGACAUGCAAGCGAAAUCAACCACUGCCUUUGGCUUCUUGUUUUGCUGGCUACAGAUAUUUGGAAUACUUUCUUGUGCGACUUAUUACAAUCAGACUGUAAAUGCCGAAAGAAUUGGAAAAACCAUAAUACCACAAGAAAAUAAGUACUUUUCGAGUAACGAUAAACAAUUUAAAGAGGAAACUGAAAACAUUCGACAGGAUCCAGUGUUGAUAAUUGAUCAUUCUUUUCGCAAUGCGACGGAUUCAUUUUUUAUAACCCAAAGUUCUAGGAAACGUCUAAUGAGCAUAGUAAAUGUAGAUAAUACAAAACUCUCUCAAAAUAAUAUGUUAAUCCGUAACAUUUACAGUCCAGGACAUUCUGUUUCCAUUCCAGAAAAAUGUCCGGAGUUCGGUAAACGCAUGAAAUUAGUGGUAAUAAUUUUAUCAGAUCCAAUACAUUAUACUGCCAGAAAAGCUAUCAGAGAAACAUGGGGUCUUUUUGGACACCGUAAAGAUGUCAGUGUAUUAUUUAUGUUAGGUAUAACAACCGACAUUUAUUUAGAAAGAAAACUCAAACAUGAGCAAGAAGUAUUUGCCGACAUUGUACGUGGUAACUUUCUGGAUACCUAUACAAAUUUAACAUUGAAGACAGUUUCAAUUUUAGAAUGGGUAGACAGAUAUUGUGCACAAGUACAAUUUGUAUUAAAGGCAGAUGAUGAUGUCUUUAUCAACAUGCCUAGGCUACUGACAUUUGUUAGAGUUUAUGCGCAGUUUAGGAAUGUUAUAUUUGGUAGGCGGUCUGAUAACACUAUACCUCAUCGUGAUAAAGACAGUAAAUAUUAUGUUUCAUUGGUAAAUUACAAACAGCCUGUGUUUCCACCUUUCUUAAUAGGCCCUGCGUAUUUAAUAUCCAGUGAUAUCAUACAUAAUCUAUAUAUAGAAUCACUGAAAACGACUUUUUUAAAGUUAGAGGAUGUAUUUACCACUGGUAUUGUAGCGAGAAAUCUUGGGAUUAAUCGCGUGCACGUAAUUAAAUUUAUUAAUCAAAGAGAAUCGUUUAGUAUAUGUGAAUUGCAAAAAAGUAUAAGUCUCCAUAGUAUCAACUACCAUGAGCAGUAUGAUCUGUGGGGAAAACUAUUUAUUUGUGAACCAAGUUGCCCAAUGUUUUGUGACAUUAGAUCUCACGCGGAAAUAACUUCUAUUGAUUAUAUUCUUUUUUAUAUUUUGUUUUUGAAAUUUCAAAUAAUAUAAUAAUAUACUAUAAAUUUAUUAUAAAGCUUGUAUGUACGUUUCAACGAUUACUAUGAUAUUACUUGACAAAAUUGAGAUACAAAGAAAAUACUGAUAAAUAUAAGAGAUUCAUUCAAAUUAUUUAUUUGUAAUAUCAAUAAUUUGAAAUUAAUUUUUCAAAU
This is a messenger RNA of Cephus cinctus (wheat stem sawfly), 1602 nucleotides long. RefSeq names its product beta-1,3-galactosyltransferase 1-like. The transcript has 2 exons. NCBI's taxonomy places the organism in Eukaryota, Metazoa, Arthropoda, Insecta, Hymenoptera, Cephidae. The coding region runs from base 215 to 1441 and encodes 408 amino acids. Gene Ontology annotation, molecular function: hexosyltransferase activity. The record is from RefSeq and is a predicted model, not a curated record. Gene Ontology annotation, cellular component: membrane.